CUGUACAGGAAGUACUAAAGAGUGCUGGGAUAUUUAAAAAAUGGCGACUACCAUGAACGCGCACGGAAUUACGAAACUUAUACUAUUACCCCGGUUUUGCCGUAUUUCCCUUCAAAACUCAAACGCUUACAGGAUACAGAGCUUAUCAUCUGAGGCUCAUGAAGAGAAACCUGCAGAAACAGUACAAAAAGAGGACAACACAAAGCCAGAGUUAAGUGAGAAUGAGAAGAAGUUAGCAGAAGAAAAAGCUAAGCUUGAAAAUGAUCUGAAAGACACAAUGGAUAAGUAUCGUAGAGCACUUGCAGAAGUUGAAAAUACUCGAACAAGGUAUCAGAAACAGCUUGACGAUAGCAGACGAUUCUCCAUUCAAGAUUUCUGCAAAGAUUUAUUAGAGGUUGCAGAUAUCUUGACAAAGGCUACAGAGAGUGUACCUAAAGAAAAAAUAAACUCAAAUCCACACUUGAAGGAUCUUUUUCAGGGUGUUACCAUGACAGAAACUCAAUUACAAAAGGUUUUUUCAAGAAACAAGCUCUUUAAAAUUGAUCCUGUAGGCGAGAAAUUUGACCCAAACCAACACGAGGCAUUAUUUGAAUCUGUUGUUGAGGGGAAGGAACCUGGAACUGUAGCUGUAGUAACCAAAGUUGGUUACAGAUUACAUGAUAGAACAAUACGUCCUGCUCUUGUAGGUGUCGCAAAGGCACCUUGACAGUAAAUUCUUUCCUAACCAGUCAUAGUUGUCAGAUCCCAGAAACCACAAUAUAGGGAAUUGCACCAUCUCAGCUUCCCCAUGGUUUGGGACUGAGGUACAAUUUUUUUGGCCAUUUUGACUCUCGAGAGUAAAAUCUGAAUGUAAUAUAUAGUUUCUCUUUUUACUUUUAAUUUCCAAAAAAUUAGGGGCCUGGCCCGGGAUUUAUCAAUCUCAGCUUAGCAAAUGUCUUAAGUCAAAAAAGUUUGGAUGUCCCUAAGCAGAUAUCUUGAGCUGAUUUAUCGAACUAUCUUAGCAAAAUCUUAGCUUAAAAAUCGUCGUCUUAGAUGGUUCAUGAAUAAAAUCAACUUUUUAAUUUUAAGCAAUUUUUGAGUUAAAUCAAUAUUGAAAAAAUGGACUUAAGAUGAAUUUAAGCAGAUUUCUAGUUUGAUAAAUCCGGCCCCAGUCCCCAGAAUAAUAUGCAUUAUUUGCCAUAUAUAAUAAAGCAAUGUCGUGUCAAAUACGCAAUGGAAGCUGAAUGUACAGUAUAUUAACUACCAUGUUGUCAUAUACCAAAAAUCCGAAGUAAAGGGGUGGGGGUUCGAUAGAGGGUAAAAACAUUAUAUGGCUAUGACACUCUAGCUAGUUUGAUCAGGUAAAUUUUUAUUUAUAGUCUAACAAAGCUAGCUAGCUGUCAAUAAAAUUAUUUUGGACAAGGAGAUGCUGCAUGUUAUUUUUCAUUUACAAUUGUUACAGAUACACAAGACUAAAACUACUAGAAUCAGUAAGCUCUUAUAUUUAAUGCAUCAUGGCAAUCUAAUUUGGGAAGUAACAAUUAUUAUAUAAUUAUACACAUUGUCAUCAUAUAAACAUCUGUGGGAUCUACAAUGAAAUAAUGGCAUAUUACAGAAUACAGUUAUGUGCAUAGCUCUCAUAGUCAAAUAAAGAUAUAUGGACUUACUGUACUGUUAUCUUGUGUGUUCUUUUAAUAAUAGUGUAGUUUUAUCCAUCUAACAUAAGAUGCUCAG
This is a messenger RNA of Anneissia japonica, 1713 nucleotides long. Its product is annotated as grpE protein homolog 1, mitochondrial-like. Lineage: Eukaryota; Metazoa; Echinodermata; Crinoidea; Comatulida; Comatulidae. The transcript is spliced from 4 exons. Gene Ontology annotation, molecular function: adenyl-nucleotide exchange factor activity; protein-folding chaperone binding; protein homodimerization activity. The record is from RefSeq and is a predicted model, not a curated record. The coding region runs from base 41 to 706 and encodes 221 amino acids. Gene Ontology annotation, biological process: protein import into mitochondrial matrix; protein folding. Gene Ontology annotation, cellular component: PAM complex, Tim23 associated import motor.